AUGUCCACCCAGGAUGUUGGGGAAGCGAGAAUGGAUGCUACUUCGCAUACAUCCCGGGAUGGUUCUCUCGGCCUGGAGCCGGGAUCUUACACGGCCGAGAAGCUGCGCCAUGCGACUCCCAGCCACGUCCACAUAACAAACAAACGAUUCUUCAUCGGACCGAUACCGAAGAACUGGCUUCAAAGCCAUCGCAAGGCAUGGUACAAGAAGCGUCUCAACUUCAGAAACUACAGGUCGAGAGCUAUAACAUUCUCUGCAGAGUCAGAUUUCGCUCGGGAGACCGAACCAUCGCGGAUCGUUGGUCUACCUGUUGUACCCGAGCAAGCUGAACAGGAUACCGAGCAGGAGCAAGAGCAAGACUCGAGCGACCAGGAGACUCCGCGUCCUACGCAUCAACUCAGAACUCUAUCCCAUCCUUAUCAAGCAGACCAAGAGCCUCCCACUCCCACGCCUGGCGAGGAUGGUUUGUCGACGCCGAAUGAGGACAACUACGGUGCGACACCCACAACUGCAAAGCGCGAUGCAAAGUCCGAUUACUUUACAGCACGAGAACAGACGCCAACUACGUCCAACACAGAUGCCGUCCCUUCUUCAAGCCAUCGCGACCCAACUAUGUCGAGAGAACCAGCUGUCAAACAAAGCGAGCAAGCUCUAAAUGUCCCUGGCCAACAUGAUCCCAGACCGUCUUUCCCGUCAGCACCCCCUAGCGAAUCCGGCUCAACUGUGCCACUGCUUGCACCAUCAAGUAGCCACGACAAGGGAAAGCAACGCAGCGUGCCGGCCCUAAAUCUCCAGGAACAGGAACCUCAGCGUGCAGAAUCUAGGGAAGGAGACGAGGAUUCACAGCAUGAAGAGCGAUCGAGGCGUGACCCCAAAUACGUUUCUCGAAAGAUCACCACUCGAUUCUCGCUGAACGAUAAUUUACACCACAAACAGCAGCGAAUCGCGUCGAGAUUAUCAUCGACUCAGAAUAAAGUUCCUGGAUGGCUCUCUCGUCGCAAAAUCAAAGAAGGGGAAGUGAUCAAAGCGGAAAGGAUGCUUGUUCGGGUCGAGGAGACUGUGCAGGAUGACGUGCCUGAAGAUUACGGCGAAUUUGAUAGCUUGCGAAUGGAAACUCGGGUACAGGACAGUUGGAGGGAAUUCCUUGUGGUCUGCCGGUCAACGGCAGAUAAAGAUGCCCCGUUUACAUUGCAGAUGUACAAGACCCGAGUCAUCCCCAAAGUCCAAGAACAGACCCGAAAAGUCGCACCUUACCUUGAGAUUGCGCUCGGCCGAAAGGCUGCUCGAACGAGUCUCUAUUCGUCUUUGGAUAAAACAAUCGCAAUCUGGAAUAGGUCGAAGCGGGGAACCGGCAUAUACAUCUUACGACCCAAGUCUACAGCCCGUGCCGUGGAAUGGUAUACUUUUUUGGCGCACCUCUCGGGGAGACACCGCGCUUCUUCGCUAGCGAUAAAUGUCCCGGAUCUCGCCGUUUUGCUUAUCUUUAAUAAUCCAUUUAGGCAGUUGGAAGAUGCCAAGAGCCAACAAGAUGACCGGGUCAACGCCAAUGGCAAUGCUGCACCGGCGAACAAAUCCGCAUGUUUGUCAAUCAUACAAGACUGUAUGAAUAUGUUGGGGAAAUGCUCUGAGUGGUCUGAGGUAAUGAAGGAAUGGUCAACCACUGAGAACAUGGGGCUCGCCUGGAAACGCUAUGACCGACUCGAAUGGAUAUAUGGCUCUAACGAAGAGGAGAUGUACGGCUCUCUCGCAAUGCAAGGGACGCACGAGCUUGAGCUUCGGCCGAAGCAACAUUAUAGUACAUCGGUAGGCUUCGGAACCGACAAACAGGAGGAGCCAAUGCCGGUAGAAGGAUUCUUGAUACGACUUACAUCUCAGAAAGGCGUGCAUCAACGGAUGAACCGAAUGUUCUCAAAGCGCCUUUACUUCUUUACUCAAGAUCACUACCUGUUUUUCUGCCAGCCGUCUCAGGCUUUGCCACCAACACCACCGCGGUUAUGCGAACAAGACUCUGAUAUACCAUCGACCCAGGAGAUAUUGGACGCCACUCCGCUUUCCUUCGAAAUUGACCCGUUCCCUGUACAGGAUGGAAAGAUUUCAUGGCUUUCCAGUGGCAAUGCCGAUCACCUAAUGCGACACGAUGAAGAUGCGUACGCACAGCUGCUUAGGAACAUCCACAAUCUUAGCAAUUCCGAAGGAUUCAUUGAUCUCUGCCGUGUCGAAGAGGUACGGUAUAUACAGGAAGACACUACACCUGCACCGAAUGUCCGUGGAGGCUGGGACGCUGGAGCCAAUACACCGGGAACAGACCCUGCUCGGCAGAGUCACUCGGCUGAGCCAUCUGACGAGGACGCCGGGUUUGAAAUGCUCCUACACAAUGGUCUGGUUGUUCGCUUCCAGGCCUACAACCGCACAACCAGGGAUGAGUGGAUGAAGAGCUUGGUCGUAUUGGUCAAGUACUGGAAAGCAAGAACGGCGGCUGAUGCAGUUGAACUCAAAGACAUUCGAAAACGGAACUUGGAUAUCUUGGGGAUUGACGAGGAGCUAGAGUCCUUGAUAGGUCAAUAUUCGAAAAAGUGGGAGGUCAGAAAGACCGAAGCAUCGCCUCUCCUACACAACAUGUGUUCAUUACUAGGCUGUCGACCGAUCAAGGCAUGUGUCUUAACCCAAAUGGCAUAUCUCAAGCUAACAAUAUCAGAUGUCCGGCCUGCUCUACAAGAAACCACGGCGCCAUGCAACCUUCAAGCGCUUUCACGUCGUGCUCACUGCUGGAAAGCUUCUGGUCUACCACAGCUCCCUGCGCAAACGGAGCGGUAA
This is a messenger RNA of Aspergillus calidoustus, 2814 nucleotides long. Lineage: Eukaryota; Fungi; Ascomycota; Eurotiomycetes; Eurotiales; Aspergillaceae. The record is from the annotation of a GenBank genome assembly.